UUUUUUUUAUAAACGAAAGCCGAAUACCGAAGUUUACGAAUGUAUGACAAUUCGUUCGUGACUUGAUCCCAUUGGACAAUGCAUUUAUGAAUUUAUACCAGUAUGUCAGUGCUCGGAAAGUCAUUGCACGAAGUAAAUGUUCAAACCGUUAACCCAUUUUCCCAUUCGUAAAUCACAAGCUUGGAAAUUUCCGUGACUAUUUUUUUGCUCGACGAUUUCGACGUUAUCUAAUCCCAUUACCUCACCAACCACGUUAUUUUUAACACAUUUAAGUUCUCACUCCUGGCUGUGGUUUAGUAGGAAAGUAAUCGCGAUUAAGUUAAAUUUUAUGUCAUAAUAUUAAUCUAUUUGGAUAUUCUAUGUUGGUGAAUACCGUACACGAACAUUUUCUUCUAUUAUCACAUUAUUCAUGUAUAAUUCUGGUAACAACUGUCGUUCCAAUGUCCAAUAAAAUUCUGUUGAAGUAAACGUAUUUGCUCGCAAGGUCAAUGUGUCACUUGGUGAUAACAGUGAAAUGUCAUGCUCCUUCAACGUGAUAUGAAAAACCUUCAGUCUCUGUAAAUCCCCUAUCCAAAUUCUUUUUUGGACGGAUCAGCUUUGGAACAAAUAACAAAAACCACUGUAUGCAUUGUUCAAUAGAAAAGGAGUAAUAUAGAGAAGGCAAGAACUAUUAACGACAGAAGAAAAAUCAAAGAUGUCGGGUUACGAGGACGAAAUUGUCGAAGACAAGGAGGAGAUUCGUUUGGGGUUGGAUAGAGAGGUCGGUCUUCGACAUCGUAUACCAUGGAGCGAUCGAGUAUCCCUGUCGAGCGAGGUCCCUGGUCUCCACGAAGUGAAAGAACUUCUCGAGGACGAUGACGCUUCGUGUCUAGCCGAAGAGGAAGAUGGCGUCGGCUGUCCCUUACCAUCGACUCCCGAGGACGAUCACCUCCUUGAUUGCGAGAUGACCGAAGUCUUGAAGGCGGGAGUUCUCAGCGAUGAAAUAGACUUGGGUGCACUGGCCCAUAAUGCAGCGGAGCAGGCCGAAGAGUUUGUUCGAAAAGUGUGGGAAGCCUCGUGGAAGCAAUGUCACUUUAGAAAUUUACCAAGGUGGUUACAAGACAACGACUUUCUUCAUGCCGGGCAUAGACCACCUCUACCUUCGUUUUACGCUUGCUUCAAGAGCAUCUUUCGUAUUCACACGGAAACCGGCAAUAUAUGGACUCAUCUACUUGGCUGUGUAGCUUUUAUAGGAAUAGCCACAUUUUUUCUAAGUCGUCCACCUGUCGAGAUUCAACUCGAGGAGAAGCUCGUAUUCGCAACUUUCUUUGCCGGUGCUAUUUUAUGCCUCGGUCUCUCAUUCGCCUUUCACACCGUUCACUGCCACAGCGAGUGCGUUGGAAAACUAUUUUCCAAACUCGAUUACUGCGGCAUUGCUAUGCUCAUCAUGGGCAGCUUCGUACCGUGGCUUUAUUACGGUUUUUACUGUGACUAUCAGCCAAAGCUCAUAUACUUGUCGGUUGUUGUGGUCCUCGGCAUAACAAGCAUCGUCGUGUCUCUCUGGGAGAGGUUUGGCGAGCCAAACUACAGGCCACUCAGAGCUGGUGUAUUCAUGGGAUUUGGGCUCAGUGGGGUUAUACCGGCGGUUCAUUACGCAAUCGCGGAAGGCUGGUUCAAAGCCAUCAGUCAAGCUUCUCUUGGCUGGCUCAUACUUAUGGGGUGCCUCUACAUUUUGGGAGCCAUGUUCUAUGCCCUCCGUGUACCGGAAAGAUUUUUCCCAGGCAAAUUCGAUAUAUGGUUUCAAAGUCAUCAGAUUUUCCACGUACUGGUAAUAGCAGCGGCGUUCGUUCACUAUCACGGCAUAACAGAAAUGGCAAUGCACAGAAUGACGAUCGGUGAUUGUUCGAAUCCGGCUCAAGUAAUGGCCUUCUAAUGAGAGAAAAGAUACUCGUACUGGCAUCAGAUGCCGAAGAAGACGAUUUAAAUGCGAAAUAUCGAAAUAGUUACAGGCGUGUACAGCCCGCCCGUAACUUUUAAUGCUGGAAAUCGCGAGUAUAAAAGUGAUUAUCGACUUGUUGAUACUUAUUCCUAAUUGUAUAAUGUGGGUGUACGCAAGAAAAAUACCGAGAAAAUUUAUGUAAAAUUAUUAUGAGAAGAGAUGAAGAAAGCGAGGUGAACACUUCUCUUCUCUGCACUGGGGAAAAAGAAGCUAUAUGUAUAUAAAUUAUAUGUACACAGUCUCACAUAUAUCUUUUUCAAUAAGAAACGAAUUUACCGAGUAUAAAGAGGCACUUUUUCACAAGAAAUUCGAGUUUCGUAUUGUAAUAAGUUCGAUGGUGAAAAAAAAGUUUUUUUUUCUUUUCUCUCGCUGAGUUUUCAAAUAAUCAUUUAUUAAAAUUUUGAUUUUUGUGCAAAACAUUAGGUAGAAAAUAUUAUAAAUAUUAUUUUUUUAAAUCGGAAUAAUCGUGUGUAAUAUUUGCGAUGAAACGUGUUGUGGGGCUCCGUCUAAAUUAUUUUUACAGUGCCACAAAUAUUCUGUACAAUUUUUUACAAUCGAUUAAUCUUCAGAGGGCGAGGCUGCUCCCUUCACGGACCACCUGGUUGGUCAAAAAUUUACAAAACCGUGAUUUGAAUGAUGCACUGAUUAUCAUUAUUAUCAUCAUCAUUAUUAUUGCGUCAAUAGCUAAAUGUUUACUAGAGAAAUACAUUCUAUUGUCGUUUAUCGAUAUCGAAUAAAAUCUUGCGUUUUGUCGAUUCCAUAUUUAGAGAUUUGCGUGUGAGAAACUAAAAUUUUUUAUCGUUCCCCAUUUGGUGGCAGCUAACAAUUUCACCAUAGAAUCAAGAGCGAUCCCGGAAAUUUUUACUGUAUUCGAUAAUGAUGCCUUCACUUAAUAAAAUCCACCGAAUCGUAUAUAAUUGAAAAAAUCCUCACAGCAUCAGAAUCAGAAUUACGAUUUCAUGUCAGUUUUGCAUGCAGAUAUACGUAAAUUAAUGAAAAAAUUCCCGCCGUGUUUCAUCCCAUAUAUUACAAACGACGCGAAAUAUUUGUCGGUGUGCAAAUUUUACUUGAAAUAUUCGUGAAUAUCUGAGUUAUGUUUAUCACCUAUUGUUAUUAUUAUUAUUAUUAUUAUUAUUAUGAAGUUUAUAGGAUUUGUCUAUAGGACUGAAUCAACAAAAUGAAGGAAAAACUGCGUUUUCGAAAAAGGGGACGGAGUAAUCGACAUUUUUGUUAUUGUGAUUAUUAGUUGCAAAUCUAGACAAAUUUUUGUUGUAUAGUUUUUUUAAAUCCCACUAGAGAACUUGUACUUUCUUGAAUAAUCAUUUCAAUACUUAUACAGAGACUAGAAAUGAAACAAGGAGUGGAUCCCACAUGCUUCCCUUAUUUCCUCUUGGAUAUUGCAAUUCAUUUUGCUCUUUCCUUUGCACACCUCAAACUUGGAUAUUUAUAUAUAAAACAGAUAUACAAAAACUUGUGAAUUUCUUAACUUGUACUCAUGCCGGUGGAAUCAGGUAAUAUUGAUGAAAGUUUCAAUGGCGAAAUAAAGUUUAAAAACUAUUGCAUAAAAAAGGUAAAUCGUACGAAUACGAAUGAAUUAUGCGUUUGAGCGUGGGUUAAAAAACAAUUUAGUUAUUUUUACGAUACGUUGGAGUGGACCACAUAUUUGAUUAUUAAAAAUGUGAACAGUGUCAUGUUGACCAUAUAAAUAAUUGAACAAAAAGUUGUUUUUUCUCCGCUCGCAAAGUAUCGUCGCCUUACUCGUUUGUUGAAGCGUCAAUAAUCUGUCCGAGUAGCUUUGACCCGGUAAGCAGUGAGAGAACGCGCGAAAAUGAAUAAAGAAUAAAGAAGGAGAGAGAAGAACGAAAAAAUGAUGAAAUAACAACUGAAGCUGCGUUAAAGCGAUCAGAGAUGAAAAAGGCAUGCGAGUAAAUUUAUUUGAAAGUCGAUUUCUCCCUUAAAUCAUGUGACUUGAUUGUUGAGUGUAUACCCAACAUACCACGGGAUGAGAACGGAAAAAAAUCUGAGUGCGAAGAAAAUGAUAGUGAUUUCGGUAUAGUAGAAAAAUGGAAUAAAGAAGAAAAUAUUAUGUCACAUUGAAAAUCGAGGAUUUAUGGAAAGGUUGUAAUGAUGGUAAAAAAGGAAACAAAAAAAUUUUAGGAUGUGAAAUAUAAAGUGAUAAUAUGAAAAUACUAUAUUAAGCAUCGAACUUUAUAUGUCUAUUUUCUAGAAGUUUGUAUAUCUUCCAAAUAUUUUUUAAAUUAAUGCUGGAUACGCGUCAGUUGAACCAGCUGGCUACACCAAACUUCCUCAGUUCAAACUUGUAAAAUCUGAGAACGGUGUGGCCAAUUAUUAUUUAUGGAGGAGUAUUCCACUUGAGGAAUUUUAUUUUUGAUUUAUUAAAUGGAGUGUAAAAUCCUAGUACUUUGAGAAAGUGUUGUUAAAUUUUUUACACUGAGCUUGACGGUUAUAGUAAUGGGGACAAAUGAAUAUAAACAAUAAUAAAAAUUUAUCGGAACAUAAGACGAAUAAUAAGAGAAAAAAUACACGUAGUUACAUAUGUUGCUAUAUGUUAUAGUGGUGGACAGAACUACGAUUCAUGGAACAUCGAUUAUUUAUUGUUACUGUGUGUUGUAUUUCUAAAACCAUACCGUUAAUUUAAGCGAGUACACACAGUAGCAAUGAAGUGAAUUCCGCAAAUCGAGGUCUUAGUAAAUUCGUUCAUGUAUUUUUUUCUUUUUCUUCCUGGUUCAAUGAUCACUAUUCUCAAUAUCAUGGUCGUUAUUAUUGCAUUGUUUUACUUAAAUUUUAAGUGAUCAAUAAAAAAUUUCCAAAUGUAA
Molecule: messenger RNA, 4815 nt
Organism: Venturia canescens
Lineage: Eukaryota; Metazoa; Arthropoda; Insecta; Hymenoptera; Ichneumonidae
Gene: AdipoR
Product: adiponectin receptor
Exons: 7
Coding region: 695-1912 (405 amino acids)
Biological process (GO): adiponectin-activated signaling pathway
Cellular component (GO): plasma membrane
Molecular function (GO): signaling receptor activity
Source: RefSeq, a predicted model, not a curated record